AUACCACCAAAAAAAGAUAGAACCAAGGCUUUUUUUUUCUUUCAAAGAACACUCAUAAUCUUAUUACCACAUGAUGAUAACUGCUGAUUGAUACUUGAUUGUAUUCACCCAGACAUUCUCUGUGGAAUUUAUAUAUGCAAGAUACACAGUUAAUUCUGCUUUGCAACUGAUUAAUUCAUUUCCCAUCUUGAGUGAGGCAGGCUUCAAACAGACAUGUCCGCUCUACUGGAUGUGGACUGUGUUGUCCUCAGACUGCUCACUGGUCUCUCCUGUUUUCUAGUGGAUGAAUACAUCGCCAUUGCCAAAGAGAAGCAUGGGUACAACAUGGAGCAGGCUCUUGGGAUGCUCUUUUGGCAUAAGACAAUAUUGGAAAAAUCAUUGCUGGCUGAUCUACCCAACUUUACCCCUUCCCAGAUGAGUGAGGGACCUGUGGAAGAUAAGGUCUUAUUUGAGCAGGCCUUUAGUUUUCAUGGGAAAACAUUUCACAGAAUCCAACAGAUGCUUCCUGAUAAAUCUAUAGCAAGUCUCGGUGAAAUUUUACUAGCUACUUGGAAGAAGACAAGAACUAAAACCAGCGUGAUGGACCGCCAUGCUCGGAAACAAAAACGGGAGCGGAGAGAAAGUGAGGAUGAACUGGAAGAAACAAAUGGAAGUAACCCCAUUGACAUUGAGAUUGAUCAAAACAAGGAAAGCAAAAAGGAGGUGCCCCCUACUGAGACAGUUCCUCAGGUCAAAAAAGAAAAACAUAGCACACAAGCUAAAAAUAGAGCAAAAAGAAAACCUCCAAAAGGAAUGUUUCUCUCUCAAGAAGACGUGGAGGCUGUUUCUGCCAAUGCCACUGCUGCUACCACGGUGCUCAGACAGCUGGACAUGGAGUUGGUCUCCAUCAAACGACAGAUCCAGAAUAUUAAACAGACAAACAGUGCUCUCAAAGAAAAACUUGAUGGUGGAAUAGAACCUUAUCGACUUCCAGAGGUCAUUCAGAAAUGUAAUGCACGCUGGACCACAGAAGAGCAGCUUCUUGCUGUGCAAGCCAUCAGGAAAUAUGGCCGAGAUUUUCAGGCAAUCUCAGACGUGAUUGGGAACAAGUCAGUGGUACAGGUGAAAAACUUUUUUGUAAAUUAUCGACGCCGCUUCAACAUAGAUGAGGUUUUACAAGAAUGGGAGGCAGAACAUGGUAAAGAAGAGACCAAUGGGCCCAGUAACCAGAAACCUGUCAAGUCCCCGGAUAGUGCUAUCAAGAUGCCUGAGGAGGAAGAUGAGACUGCUUCUGUCCUCGAUGUCAGAUAUGCAUCUGCCUCCUGAGAACCACUGGUAGCUUUGAACACUUGGUGUGGACUACAUGUUAUCCAGGAUAUCAGGUAUUACGAGACAUCACCUAGCCAUCUGCAUCACAUCUCUGUGGACAAGCAGCUAUUACCAAAAAAGGCGUACUCUUCCAGUCCUGUGCUACAUCUGCCUUAAUUCUUUGCUCGUUCCUCCAUGUUGGCGCCACUUCCCAGAGAGUCCAUUGCAUCUCACUCUGCCUAAGUGCUGGGGAACCCACGGCCUGCACAUCUCCCUCAACUCAGCCUGUCCCCCAUUCGGAGCCCCUGAGCCCCACCAGUGGCAGCUCUCCCUAUUAGCAGCUUCAGAACACAUAGUCUUGGAAGGCCCAGCUCUGUUCCUGCAUGGCCUGCAGUUUCUACUUUGUGCAUAGUGUGAUUCUCAGAGUAACUGAUCCUGUUGGCCUUCAAGAAAGUUUCUCUUGCUCUUUUCUGGAGCAGCCACCUAAGUAAUACCAUGUUUCUUUGGAAAUCACAAUACAAUGGCAGACUGUAACUUUGAUCAUGCCAAGCAUCCUGAUGCCACUCAUGUUCCCUAAACAGAGGUAGAAUUAUGCUUUGUAAGUAAGGUGGCUCCUCUCCCCUUUCUGUCUCCCCCCGAAUUAUGUCCCCUUUCACCUUCCUAAGUGGUAAAAGCUCAUUCGCAGCAACUGUCCUUGGACACUGUAGCUUAAUGGGAACAUGGACCUCAACGCUUUCUGCCUUCAACCUUCAGCAUUGUAAUCCCAGGGUGGGUGCACCCCAUCUUUUCCUGAUCCCCCAGCCACCACUUCCACCUCUACCACCACCCAACUCCGAGAGAUUCGGUCCAUAUCACUGUACCUGGUGCUUGUACAUUUGGAAUUGGUGCCUUCUCCUUUUGGCAACCAUGUUAUCAAUCCCUUUUCUGUUCAAGUGUCUUAUUUAAAGUUUAUUGCUUGCCAAAGAUGACAUCGUCAGAUAGGAGAUGGGGAGAGCUUCUGCAGAUUCUGACAAGAGUGGAGAUUUUAAAUGUAAAGUUAGCUCAGUAAAGGAUAUUAGAAUAGCUGGUGAUGGUUUUAUAGAAGCUACAUGGUUUGUUCCCAUCCUUUUGGUGUGCCUGGCCUGUUGCGUGUGACUCCCUGUGUCCUUUUGUAUCAUUUGUAUACUGAUGUGAUCACACAAACAGUAUCCCCUCUCUUUUAAUAGCAGAGUACAGGACAGAAAAUUGAUCAAAGUAUUGGUUUAGUAAGACCAAGAUGAAACAGUCUACAAAGUGGUAUGUAAUGCCUUUUGUUUGGAUUGGGAACAAGCAAAAUUUUCUAAUAAAUGUUCUGAGACUUCCAGAAUCACUUGUUUUCUUACCAGACUAUGGGCCUGCUAAGGGUGAAGAGCAGAUGACCAGACUGCAUUCUAGAACCCACGGCCAGUUCAGCUGCACUAAAUGUGUGGAAGAAGCUUUUGUUGCUGUUUGUAUCAUUCAAAUUAGUUUUCUGCUUUCAAUACCAAAAAGAAAAAACAAAUGCAGAUGCUUUAAGGCAUAAACAAUUCUUAAGAAUUUAAAAUAUGCAAUUCAAUUUUGAUGUGUUUUGAUCCCCAAGCACCUUGCUUUUUUUUUUAAGUCAGCUGAUUUUCUCUUUAGAAAGAGGUUCAGCUAGAAACCUAGGUUUUUUGGAGUUUGUACAUUCUUUUUUAAGGUAUGGAGAAAGGUCAUUCCAGAGGGGAAUACAGCAGGACUUUCCCUAUCUGAUGGGUAUCUGAUGGUCACAGACUGUAAAGAACAGUGUCAGGGGGCAUGGCCUGCUGUUCCCACCUGGAGACUGGUAGCAGUGUAACACUAGUAAUGAGUCAGGUUUUCUUUGUUAUUUUAUCUUAAGCCUGCUCUGUAAUUGAAGGAUGGCAGACAAACAUGGGACAGGAUUGGCCUCGGUUUUGCACAUCUAUUAAGGGUACACUAAAGGCACUCAGAGAAGCCUCUGCCCUCCUCACUUUUCAUAAGUCCUCCCUCCCACCAGCAGUUAUGCAGUGGCUUUCUUACUUUGCCAGUGGUUCCGUGUCUUUCUUCAUGCCCAGGCUAUUUUCUUUAAGAUUUGGUCCCUCCUGGCAAUACCUAGAAUUGAUGCUGCUCCUUAGGUGGCAUGGCACUAGUCUGUAUUCUGCACUGUCCCCUACUUGGUUCCUGGCACUGAGUGGCCUCCAGCCCUGAAUAGUCACAGGUUGAUGUACUUGUGAUCACAGAAGCUGACUUUUGUCUUCUUCUCCAAGGGAAAGGGGCAUGUCAUUUUCGUUUGACAGAGGGGGAGAAAAAAGAUGGUCUUUGCCUGGCUGCUGUUGCUGUAGUCUCAUGUAUAAGAUAGCACUGUGUUUUAAACUUGUUUUUUCAUUACACUGUCUUUGCAAUAAUGUAAAUGCAAGAAAUCACUUAGCUUUCAAAGCUGAGUGGUCUGGUCUUAUUUAUGUGAGGACUCUUUAACAUAUCAAGAAUUAGGUGUAUCACCAGAUUGGGUUUGGAACAUGAUAACUGCUUUAGAUGGAAUGUCACUUAAGCUUUGUGUUCUUAAAAAUUAUCAAUGUGAAUGUCAUAAUUAUAUAUUUUUUGUGGAAAAAUUCUCCUAAGUAUAAGUUAUUGUGCAAAAUAUAGUAUCAUGGACACAAAUAAUAGUUUAACUUUUAGUUUAGAAAUCCCUAAAAGAUAUAAAUUGUAUUGCAUAUGCAUUAAAAGUUUGUUUUAUUUAAUUUUAUGUAGAUGUGUAAAGUGUUAGGUAAAAAAAAAUUCUUUUCACUUACCAUUUAAACACCUGGUUACUUGAAUAUUGUAUUGACUGAUCAGCAGCAGUGAUCUGUUCUGUAGGACAGCUCUUUAACCAGGAAGUAACUUGCCUCAGUUGUGCUGAUUAGCUUAGUGGGGCACACAAUCAGGGGCUGUGUUGGCAGGAGCCCAAGGUUAGUGUAGCACCCCUACUGCAUUGUCUUCUGUGUUUGUCAUGACACCGCUUCCUUGAGAUGGUUAUUGGUAGUUUUUAACCUGAAAGACCCACUGAUGGUCACAAGCCUGUAAUCAAAAAACAAAAAUGAAAAAAUGCUUACUGUGGUGGAGUAAUUAGGCAGUUGUUUUCUGUUUAUAUAAAAUUCCCUCAAGUACCACACACCACUCUAAGUGUGCUCAUUGUCACUUUAAAUUUCAACUAUACCCUAUUUUUGUCUUUCUAAAUAUCAGAUGUACUAUUGGUAUAAUUGCACACCAAAAAUAAACCAAGCAGUGCAUUACACUAACUGGAUCCCUGCUUUUAUGUGAGCAAAGGAAAGAUGGAGUCAACUCCAACAAGAGCCUCUUCUUCUCUCCUGUCUAGCCUAUUGCUACACUAGUGACCCAGGAUUCAAGCUUUUAGUACCAAGUAGAUUCUGCCUCUGAUUGACUCAGAUAGUUAGAUCAGCCUGAGCUAGUGAUCUCGUGCAAUGCUCUUUCCGCCACUCCCUGGAUCUCUGCAGCUUUUCCUGACUAUAAUAAAGCACAAUGGCAGGAACGUUACAGUUCAAGAAAAGGAAGGUCAGUAUAGUUCUAUGCAUGUUGUAAAAUAAUGAGUGUUUACAGUCACCUCCUCCUAAAGCGGAAGUUUAUACUGGAGUGGAUAGUAUUCCAUUAUGUAGACUUACAACUUUGCUAAGUGCUUUUUAGAUUGCUUAAAAUUUUUCCAAGAUUUUAAAAGAUGUAUAAGGUUAAGUGUGCAAAUAUAAUGGAAAUGCUGUAUAUCUUUUGAAGUGGUAAAACCCACGCUGGAGUUUUAAAGAAAAUAUGUUGUAAUAAUGCUGUUGUAAGUAAUAUUUUCAUGUCUCUCUUUGCCUGUUUUCUAUUUCAGCACAUUCAUCGUGGUGAAUGUUCAUAGCAUUAUAAUUGCUUAACCAUUGAAUGAUAACCUUUGUUAGUGAAAAUUGGAAGAUUUAUUUGUGAAAUUCUGCAGAAUUCAUUUUUCUAUUUCCAAUAUUUGCUGAAGUUAAAUAAAAGUUUUCAAGCCAUUGAUGUAAAAAGAUACGAAACAGUUUUCUGCACCCCCACUUUCACCGUCAGAGGUUGGGUGUCUUCCUUCCCUUCCAAGCGGACUUGGGGCUUCUGAAUGUGUGACUUCCCCAGAAUUAGACCCUUCGGGCACACAU
This is a messenger RNA of Castor canadensis (American beaver), 5435 nucleotides long. RefSeq names its product REST corepressor 1 (gene Rcor1). The record is from RefSeq and is a predicted model, not a curated record. Lineage: Eukaryota; Metazoa; Chordata; Mammalia; Rodentia; Castoridae. Gene Ontology annotation, cellular component: histone deacetylase complex; transcription regulator complex. Gene Ontology annotation, molecular function: transcription corepressor activity. Gene Ontology annotation, biological process: negative regulation of DNA-templated transcription; regulation of transcription by RNA polymerase II.